Messenger RNA from Peronospora belbahrii, 1377 nucleotides. The record is from the annotation of a GenBank genome assembly. NCBI's taxonomy places the organism in Eukaryota, Oomycota, Peronosporomycetes, Peronosporales, Peronosporaceae.
AUGACGUCCAUGGACAAUGGAUCGUACCCACAUCGUUAUUUCUAUGUAAUAUUUGCCAUCUUUCAGUGUUUUUUGGGUGCAGGGGUUAUCUUUGGCUGGACGUCACUAGUGCCAAUGAUGGAAAAAGAACGGAUCUAUCACGAAGUGUGUGAGACAGACGAAAUAAUUUGCAAGAAACAGAGCGAUCGACUGCAGUAUGCAUUUACUAUGGCGGUUUCCAGCAGCAUGUGGUCAAAUCUUUUGCUUGGUCUUGUGUUUGACAAGUUUGGACCCCGUGUAACAAAGUCGAUUUCCUUGGUGUUGCUGAUUACUGGGGCUUUGCUAAUGGGAAAUGCACACUGCAGAAUCAAUGAUGAGGAACACGAUCUGGUGCUGUACGGAAUGGUGCUAGUAGGAUUUUCAGGCCCCGGUAUCCAGCUCUCUGGCAUUCAUGUAUCGAAUUUAUUCCCUGAAGCGACGGCAUUGGUUGCGUGUUUUAUUGUUGGAGGUCUUCAGUUAAGCUUCUUGAUAUUCACGCUAUUCGAUCUUGCUUACAUGAACCUCGGAAUGUCAAUGGCCACGAUUUUCAAGGUAUACGCUAGUGCGUUGUUUCUCUCACUCACUGGCACAUUACUUACGGAACCAGACAUUCCAUUUGAGGCGGUACCCAGUGAUGAGCAUGAAUUGCUCUCCCCCAUGCGUCUACCUUCCGUGUUUAAGGAGGAGGAGGUGUCGCUACUGUUGUCUACACCAGCACUUGACAAGUAUCGUAGACGCCAUUUUUUGCCAACUGACGAAGUUUUUUCCGACGGAGACCUGCGCAACCGUUCGUUCAGAACACAGGUGCUGUCAAAGCCAUUCUUGCUCAUUGUGUUUUACUUUUCGAUUUUGUUGCUCUGGUGCAACUUUUUUCUGGGCAGCAUCACCGGGUUGUUACGAUGGAAGGGCCUUUCAGAGACCGAGGUGGAAAAGCUGCUAGCAAAGCUGGCCUUUGUGUUGCCCGGAAGUGUAUUUUUCAUCCCGUUUGUCGGAUACCUGCUCAAGAAAUGCGGAUACACGUACUCAUCGCUAUUGUGUACGAUAGCAGCACUGUGUUUCACCGUGAUGCUGAGCAGUAUGUCAACCGUAUGGAUUGUGACUGGUUUCGUGACGUACGCGUUCUUUCGAACCAUCAUGUUUCCACUGUUGUUUGCAUAUUUGGGACAUCGAUUCGGUUUCCAGCAUUAUGGAGCACUGUCGGGCAUUGCCUUCUGUAUUGGUGGUAUCAUGGGACUCUUGCAGACGCCAAUUGCAGCUAUCGGUGAUUUUCAAACGAUUGGUUAUAUCCAGUUUGGAUCAAUUGUGUUAACCCUUGUGGUUCCCUAUUUCGAGCGACACUUUGAGGAUAAAUCGUACUAG